ACCCGUCCAGGCAGAGGAUCUGGAAGGGUGGUGGGACAUGCUGCGACUCCAGAGUGAGAAUGUUGACAAGCGCUUUGAUAACUUGAAGCGAUGGAAAAAGAACAAUUGGCAGGACCCCGAUGCAGUUGAGGAAUCGAAAAUACCAGCCAAGCCUGUGGCCAAACCAAAGUCUAAGCUGGGCAACAAUUUAAACGCUAAGCCCAAGGUCAAGGCCAGCAGUAACUUGAUGCAAUUACUCCGCAAGGCCCAUGCUGAAAUGAAAAAGGCUAAGGCGGAUGUGGUAUCAGCGGACGAUGCCCCGCAAACUCCAUCUCGCAGCAGCACUCAGCGUGUGAUCGUAGUACGCGACCGUCGGUCCUUCUCUCCUGCUCGCACCGUCCUGCGUAUGUCUGUAGGCGAGAGCCGUUCUUCCAAUGGUGGCAACACUCUGCUCAAGUCUGCUAUAUUGGCCGCAGCCGAACAAAACGCUCUUAAUCAUACCCCCCUCCCAAUAAGGGACGCCAGUCGAUUCUGAAAAAACCAGGGACCAGCAAGCGUGAAAGUCGUGGAGUUAGAUCUCUGUUAGAUCUCACUAUAAAACGUAUAUCUCAGAAUUUCGCCCCACACCCU
Molecule: messenger RNA, 609 nt
Organism: Drosophila miranda
Lineage: Eukaryota; Metazoa; Arthropoda; Insecta; Diptera; Drosophilidae
Product: guanylate kinase-associated protein mars-like
Exons: 2
Coding region: 38-514 (158 amino acids)
Source: RefSeq, a predicted model, not a curated record